Messenger RNA from Salvia miltiorrhiza (redroot sage), 1231 nucleotides. RefSeq names its product 28 kDa ribonucleoprotein, chloroplastic-like. Gene Ontology annotation, molecular function: mRNA binding. The record is from RefSeq and is a predicted model, not a curated record. Gene Ontology annotation, cellular component: cytosol. The coding region runs from base 139 to 1002 and encodes 287 amino acids. The transcript has 4 exons. NCBI's taxonomy places the organism in Eukaryota, Viridiplantae, Streptophyta, Magnoliopsida, Lamiales, Lamiaceae.
UUGUAUUUAAUAAAUAGGAAUAAUAGUACCCUUAUCUUCAUUCUUGAAACCCUUUCAAGACCUACCCAUUCACCACAAACCCUUCUAAACCCCUUCCAUCCUCUUCUCCUCUCUAUCUCUACGAUUUCUGCAAAUACAAUGGCUUUUGCAGCUAAUACUGCGUUGAUUUCAAGCCCGACGCUCUUCACUCCAUCAAAAAUCUCAUAUUCUCACCCUUAUCUCUCCAUUCCGUAUAAACCCGCGAAAUUCCAGCUUUACUGCAAGCCCAUAUCCUCACUUUCUCUCACUUCUCUAUUCUAUAUCGGAAGGAAGGAGAAAAGCGUUGUGUCGGCUCUAGGUGACGAUGUUCCUGCAGUUCUUGAAGGAAUUGAGGGGAAUUUGAGCUGGGAUGCGGCUGUGACUGAUGAAAGUGGAGUCGAAGGAGAAGAGAGUGAGGGGGGGUUCGUCGUCGAGCCGCCGGAGGGGGCGAAGGUGUAUGUAGGGAAUUUGCCUUUUGAUGUUGAUAGUGAGAGAUUGGGUCAUCUCUUUGAGCAGGCUGGAGUUGUUGAGAUUGCUGAGGUUAUCUAUGAUAGGAUGACUGGUAACAGCCGAGGGUUUGGUUUUGUGACAAUGAGCACCGUGGAAGAGGCUGAGAAGGCUGUGGAAUUGUUCAGUCGUUAUGAUUUGGAUGGCCGGUUCUUGACUGUUAACAUUGCUGCUCCUAAAGGAUCACGGCCAGAACGUGCUCCUAGAGAGCCUGGUCACAGAAUAUAUGUUGGCAACCUUCCGUGGACUGUGGAUAGCGACCGUCUUGAGGAGCUUUUCAGUGAGCAUGGUGUAGUUGUUAGUGCCCGUGUAGUCUCUGACAGGGAAACUGGAAGAUCGCGUGGUUUUGGCUUUGUAGAGAUGUCAACUGAGUCUGAGAUGAAUGAUGCCAUUUCCAGCCUUGAUGGAGAGACUUUGGACGGAAGGCCAAUCAAAGUAAAUGCAGCCUUAGAAAGGCAAACUCGUGGCAGGUUUUGAUCGCUACAAGAACUAAGCAAGUAGUUUGUGUUACAUGCCUUUUUUGUGAUGGGAUUUUGAGUUUGUCAUAUUCGACUAUCAAAUAGGUUCGAGUCCUGUCGACGGCCCGGAAGUUUAUUUUACUUGUCCAGUUUUCCUGUCUUAUGUAGUGCUACCUUGAAUUUGAAGAACAGUUACAAAAAAAGCUCGUCCAUUUAUCAUAUAUUGUUAAGCAGUCAGAUUAUGUUAA